Messenger RNA from Talpa occidentalis (Iberian mole), 1598 nucleotides. RefSeq names its product nucleolar complex associated 4 homolog (gene NOC4L). The coding region runs from base 1 to 1542 and encodes 513 amino acids. Gene Ontology annotation, cellular component: Noc4p-Nop14p complex; nucleolus; small-subunit processome. The record is from RefSeq and is a predicted model, not a curated record. The transcript has 15 exons. Lineage: Eukaryota; Metazoa; Chordata; Mammalia; Eulipotyphla; Talpidae. Gene Ontology annotation, biological process: ribosome biogenesis.
AUGGAGCGGGGCCCGGGCGCGCGCCGGGCGCUGGGCCGCCUGCUGGAGGCGGUGCUGGCGAGCCGCGCCGAGGCCAACGCCGUGUUCGACAUCCUGGCGCCGCUGCAGGCCGAGGACGAGGAGGAGAUCCAGGAGGCGGUGCGCGCCUGCAGCCGCCUUUUCGGGGCCUUGCUGGAGCGGGGAGAGCUGUUUGUGGGCCCGCUGCCCCCCGAAGAGACGGUCAUGGCGGGGUCUCAAGGAGCCACGCGCAAGUACAGGGUGUGGAUGAGGCACCGUUACCACAGCUGCUGCGGCCGCCUGGGGGAGCUCCUGUCCCACUCCUCUUUCCAGGUCAAGGAGCUGGCUUUCGGGACACUCAUGAAGUUUGUGCAGCUGGAAGGGGUGCACCCCCUCGAGAAACCCAAGUGGGAAGGCCAAUAUCUGUUCCCCCGUCUGCUCUUCAAGAUGGUGGUGGGAGGCCUGCUCUCGCCGGAGGAGGACUGCUCGCUGCUCCUGUCGCAGUUCCGGGAGUACCUGGAACACGAUGACGUCCGCUACCACACCAUGCGGGCUGCCGCGGAGGUCGUGGCCCGGGUCACUGACGGGCACCCCGAGGUGCCGCUCCCCUUCUGGAACAACACCUUCGCUCUGCUCUCUGCCGUGAGCCUGCCCCGCCAGGACAGCGCCGUCUCCAACUUCUACGUGCAGCGACCAGAGCUGUCCGACAAAUGGAAGGUCGUCCACCUGAAGGAGCACAGGAAGGCCUUCCAGCACAUGUGGCUCAGCUUUCUCCAGCACAAGCUGCCCCUCAGCCUCUACAAGAAGGUGCUGGUGAUCUUGCAUGACACCAUCCUGCCAUACCUGGCCCAGCCCAGCAUCAUGAUCGACUUCCUCACCCGGGCCUACGACCUGGGGGGGGCUCUCAGCCUCUUGGCCUUGAAUGGACUGUUCAUCCUGAUCCAUAAGCACAACCUGGAGUACCCUGACUUUUACCGCAAGCUCUAUGGUCUUUUGGACCCGUCUAUCUUCCAUGUCAAGUACCGGGCCCGCUUCUUCCACUUGGCUGACCUCUUCCUGUCGUCCUCCCACCUGCCGGCCUACCUGGUUGCUGCCUUCGCCAAGCGCCUGGCCCGCCUGGCCCUGACGGCACCCCCCGAAGCCCUGCUCAUGGUCCUGCCCUUCGUCUGCAACCUGCUGCGCAGACACCCGGCCUGCCGCGUGCUGGUCCACCGCCCACAGGGCCCUGAGCUGGACGCUGACCCCUACGACCCUGGAGAGGAGGACCCCGCCAAGAGCCGAGCCCUGGAGAGCUCCCUGUGGGAGCUACAGGCCCUCCAGCACCACUACUACCCCGAGGUGUCCAAGGCCGCCAGCGUCAUCAACCAGGCCCUGUCAGUGCCCGAGGUCCCCAUCGCACCGCUCCUGGAGCUCACGGCCUUUGAGCUCUUCGAGCAGGACCUGAAGAAGAAGGGCCCGGAGUCGGUGCCCCUGGAGUUCAUACCGGCCCAAGGCCUCCUGGGCGGGCGGGACGGCCUCUGCGCCCAGCACUUCACGCUCAGCUGACCCCGGCACCUGUCCCACCACAAUAAACAAUUUUGUGGGAGACUGACUCUUUCUGG